This is a messenger RNA of Amoebophrya sp. A25, 1224 nucleotides long. NCBI's taxonomy places the organism in Eukaryota, Dinophyceae, Syndiniales, Amoebophryaceae. The record is from the annotation of a GenBank genome assembly.
GCAAAUGACGUAGUCGUACGAACUGGAAUUACUAGCGAAAUACUUGUUCAUCAACUUCAACAAGCUCAAAAGCAUCUUUUUACAGCCCUUAUUUUCCAUCAGAAGAAGAUAGAACAAGAAUAUUGAACCGUUUGAAAAUAUAGCUCAGGAGUGAACCUACAACAACUCUGCAAGAUGCCCUGCCUGCUCCCAAUGGGACAAGGAGCAUGCGAAACAGAGAAAAGAUAACACGGCCAAUGUCCAGGUAAGCAGAUGGAUUCUGGCCGUUCUGCUCUAGUAUUUGCGGGCGACGUCGUGAAUAGGAAUACGCUGGAACAACUAGGAAAGGCAAAGGUCGCAGUGAUGCAGCCAAAGUUUCCUACCCUCCCGAGAAGAAAGUGCAUUCGAAUACUCCAAGCGAGGUAUCUUUGUAUACUCCUUAGGUUUGGGAUUCAGAUUAUUUAAGUUUAAGUUUAAGAAUUUGGAUUCAUUCUUCAACGAUCUCGACGACUUUUUUUUGCACCAUUGAUAGAUUGAUUUUGAUGACCUCCUAUUCUAAAUCUUUAUCUUAAUCUUCUGCGAGCUCGGCUUUUCCUUUGGUGACGAGAGAUGAGGGUGAGCGGAGUACUGCCUGUUCUCUCUCUCCUGAACACCUUCACAACAAGCUCAUGAGCAUAAGGUCUUGGCAUACAACUCUGAUCAUGCAUCUUAAUCACGUGUCACGAUGUUGACGUCUAUCUUCGUGUUUCGUCUUCAUCUCAGGAAGUGGGAUGCUGCGAAGGCAUCCGCCAUGGCAUCUGCGCAUGUUGUUUGGUGCGAGCGCGUCGGGGAACCCGUAUUGCGAAAACACAUAAAUGAGAAGGGCGCCAACGCCAUGGAGUCUGCCUAUCUUAAGUACUACUCGAUUUGGCGAACCGGUUAUGUUAAUGCGAUUAUCGCAUUGGCAGCCCAACCUGCUGACAAAAGAAGAGUACGAAAAAUACGUGUCGUAUUUCUUGCGCCGCAAUCUCAGAACGGUAGACGAGCAAUUAAGCCAAGGAGAGGGGAACCGUUUUUGCCGAGGAUAUCGUGGUGUUAGUGUUUCUUCUUGUACCGAGAAUAGUCGACUUUUUGCUUUUCUUAUUUUUUAGAUAGUCGUGGCUGUGGGUAAUUCAGGCGAUUCUCGUGUGUGAAGGGUCUACUAGUAUAACAUCAAAAACAAAGACCAGAGUACUUACGUCAUCUUCUUACACUACAACAAGGUAG